Molecule: messenger RNA, 831 nt
Organism: Hymenoscyphus albidus
Lineage: Eukaryota; Fungi; Ascomycota; Leotiomycetes; Helotiales; Helotiaceae
Source: the annotation of a GenBank genome assembly
AUGUCCCGCUCCAAGGGACUCGACCACUUCACCCCCCUCAACCACGCCACAUGUCUUCACCAACCCUCGCACACACGCCCCCCCACCAGCCAAGACCCAGAUCUAAUCCUACUCCUAGGAUGGAUGGACGCCCUCCCAAGACACCUCUCCAAAUACGCCGCCGCAUACGAGAACCUGUACCCCUCAUCCCACAUUUUGAUCGUGACGACGAGCGCGCUCGAUACGACGAUUCACAGUCGAGAUGCGAAUCGCAAACGUAUCGAGCCUGCCCUCGAGGUGCUGUACUCCCUCGAUGCGAAGACGGGGUCGAAGACCCUCCUCCAUUUCUUCUCCAAUGGAGGGGGCUUUACGGGUAUACUGCUAGCGAAUGGGUAUCGAGAGAAAAUGGGAAGGGUGUUGCCGGUGAGGGGGGUGGUGUUGGAUAGUAGUCCCGGGCGGACCAGACAUGAGGCUACGAUCCGGGCUUUUUCGCUGGGGAUGCCGAAGAAUGUGUUCUUGCGGACGAUGGGGAUAUUUCUACUUAGGGUGUUCUUGAUUUUGUGGCGGGUUAAUGAUAUCCUGAGGGGACGGCCGAAUCUUAUUGAGAGUGUGAGGGGGGAGUUGAAUGAUCCCGCCGUGUUUGAUGGGCGUGCGAAGCGUUUGUAUGUUUAUAGUGUGGGUGAUGAGAUGGUUGAGUGGAGGGAUGUUGAGGAGCAUAUUAAGGAGGCGAAAGAGAGGGGUUAUAAAGUUGAGGGGGAGAGGUUUGAGGAGUCGGGGCAUGUGGCGCAUAUGCUUUAUGAUCCUGAGAGGUAUUGGGCUGCUGUUGAGAUGCUUUGGAGGAGUAACUCGUAG